CAUUUCUCAGUUUUUUGUUUUUUUUUUCAGAUUGAAAGGAUUGCUGCAAAGUACGUGGGCAAGCCAGUGAUGAACUAUUCCCAUCUCUCGUCUCCUCUCCCUCCUCGUCCGCUGGAACUCGGCGUUGGUGGCGGUUUCGGAAGCCAGCCAGGAAUCGGUGUGGACAUGUAUGGAGGUGGAGAUAUUCUGCGGUCAAUCACCGGGCCCACGGAAGCUGAUAAGCCAUUCAUAAUAGAGCUAGCUGUUGUGGCCAUGGAGGAGCUCAUAGGGAUGGCGCAAAUGGGUGAUCCUCUCUGGUUAUCUACACUCGAUGGAUCUGAUGCUGUGCUGAACGAGAAUGAAUACAUCAGAUCAUUUCCAAGAGGGAUUGGACCGAAACCUUCUGGUCUCAAAUGUGAAGCUUCUCGUGAAACUGCUGUUGUUAUCAUGAACCAUGUCAGCCUCGUUGAAAUUCUCAUGGAUGUGAACCAAUGGUCUACGGUUUUCUCUGCUAUAGUCUCAAGAGCAAUGACUGUUGAAGUGUUGUCAACUGGGGUGGCCGGGAACUACAAUGGCGCUUUACAAGUGAUGACAGCUGAGUUGCAUGUACCUUCACCUCUUGUGCCAACUCUUGAGAGUUAUUUUGUGAGGUAUUGUAAGCAACAUGGAGAUGGGACUUGGGCAGUUGUGGAUGUGUCCUUGGAUAAUUUGCGCCCUAGUCCUUCAACCAGAUCUAGAAGAAGGCCUUCUGGCUGCUUAAUUCAAGAAAUGCCAAAUGGCUACUCAAAGGUGACAUGGGUUGAGCAUGUAGAAGUGGAUGAUAGAGGUGUUCACAAUCUUUACAAGCAGCUUGUUGGGUCUGGACAGGCAUUUGGUGCAAAACGUUGGGUUGCAACCUUAGAUCGACAAUGUGAAAGGCUUGCUAGUGCCAUGGCAACAAACAUUCCCACAGUAGAUGUUGGAGUGAUAACAAGCCAAGGAGGGAGGAAGAGUAUGAUGAAACUUGCUGAGAGAAUGGUGAUAAGCUUUUGUGCUGGAGUGAGCGCUUCCACUGCUCAUUCAUGGACCACAAUCUCUGGGACCGGUGCUGAUGAUGUCAGGGUCACGACCCGGAAGAGUGUUGAUGACCCGGGAAGACCUCCUGGUAUUGUUCUCAGUGCUGCUACCUCUUUUUGGCUUCCUGUUCCACCUAAACGAGUUUUUGACUUCCUCCGUGAUGAGAACAAAAGAAACGAGUGGGAUAUCCUUUCCAACGGUGGAGUUGUCCAAGAAAUGGCACACAUUGCAAAUGGACGAGAUACUGGGAAUUGUGUCUCUCUACUUAGAGUAAAUAGUGCAAAUUCAAGCCAGAGCAACAUGUUGAUACUCCAAGAGAGUUGCACUGAUUCAACGGGCUCUUUCGUUAUUUACGCGCCUGUUGACAUUCUUGCCAUGAAUGUGGUUCUUAAUGGAGGAGACCCAGAUUAUGUAGCACUUCUUCCUUCAGGGUUUGCUAUUCUUCCAGAUGGAAGUGGCAUUGGUGAUACUGGUCCUGGUGGUUCUCUCUUGACUGUGGCAUUUCAAAUAUUGGUUGAUUCAAUUCCAACGGCUAAGCUUUCUCUUGGAUCUGUUGCUACUGUUAAUAACUUCAUUGCAUGCACUGUUGAACGAAUCAAGGCUUCUUUAUCUGGUGAAGGUCUUGAGUUCAAAGACUAAUGGAUCGUGUGUUUACUUCAAGGAUUAAGGGGUGGAACAAGAUUGUGAGGAACUUCGGCUUCUAAUACAAAGAUGGUGAGAAGUCAAGAGCGCACCUUGCAUGAUUCUUCAAAAGAGUUUAAAGGAUUAAGGCUCGGGAAUUGAAUUCCCUAGAUUAUAAUAGUAAAUGUUAAGAGCUCAUUUCAAUCUAGACCUACUACCCUUGUUAAACUAUUCUAUCUAGGACUAAAUAAAUUAAGUUAAUUAGGGUCAGCUUUUUGGUAACUAGGGUUUAGUUCGUUUAAUUUUGAUGAAAACUCUUUAUCCUUCAUUGUUAUUUGUGUGUUUGAGAAGAGGAUCCAAGACUAGUAAUUGGUGGGAGCUAGGUUUGCAUGCACCUAAG
Messenger RNA from Lotus japonicus, 2056 nucleotides. Its product is annotated as homeobox-leucine zipper protein HDG2-like. The annotation marks the transcript as partial. Gene Ontology annotation, molecular function: lipid binding. NCBI's taxonomy places the organism in Eukaryota, Viridiplantae, Streptophyta, Magnoliopsida, Fabales, Fabaceae. The transcript has 8 exons. The record is from RefSeq and is a predicted model, not a curated record.